This is a messenger RNA of Harmonia axyridis, 6421 nucleotides long. RefSeq names its product nuclear pore complex protein Nup214 (gene Nup214). Gene Ontology annotation, molecular function: protein binding; structural constituent of nuclear pore. Gene Ontology annotation, cellular component: nuclear pore. NCBI's taxonomy places the organism in Eukaryota, Metazoa, Arthropoda, Insecta, Coleoptera, Coccinellidae. The transcript has 11 exons. The record is from RefSeq and is a predicted model, not a curated record. Gene Ontology annotation, biological process: protein import into nucleus; RNA export from nucleus. Bases 205 to 6342 code for a protein of 2045 amino acids.
CUUAACAAAUAUUUGUUCUGUCGACUGUCAUUUUUCUAAACUUGAACUUUCAAACAAAAGCAUAGGUGGUUGUUACCAUCUCAAUAAAUAAGAAUAAAUCAUUAGAAAUAGUAUGCAAUGAUUCUGGAAUUUUUAUUACUAUAAGAUCUAUAUGUUCAACAAAUAUUUCACCUAACUCCAACAGCAUCUACUUCCCCUUUGAAAAUGUUGAAAACAGCAUCUAAACCAGUUGACGUUCAGGAUCUGCAAUUCAAACUUCAAUGCCGAUUGACCAUAUUUGACAAAAAAGAGGGAGUAUUAACUAAAACUCCUAAAGCACUAUUAGCAUCCGCUAGUAGAUAUGGGCUGGUUUUUGUAGGAUGUAGUUCAUCCAAAUUGAAAGUAUUUCGCUUUGAGAAUAUUGAAGAAAGUUUAUCAACAGAAGCGACAACAAAUUACUUGAGAAGAGAAGUUAAUCUCAUUUCACAACCUCAUUAUAUUUGUGUUAACUGUGACCAUACAAUUCUAGGAGUUGUUCUUGAGAAAGACAGUUGUCUUACGGUAUUAUUUUAUGAUAUAUUAUCUUUUUAUAAAGAAAAUAUUGUUUUAUUGAAUGAAGUUAAACUAACUAACACAUCUGGAUUGAAUAUAGUUCAGGCAAAUUGGCAUCCUACCAUAAACAAUAUUUUUACUGAAAUAAAGUCAGAUGGGACACUUGGAAUUUAUGAGCUGAAAGAUAAGUCAUUUGAUGUAAAAAAACUCCCAGCAGAAUCAAAAGCUUCUUGUUUUUGUUGGAGCCCUAAAGGUAAACAGAUUGCAGUGGGUUCCCAGGAUGGUAAAAUUAUUCACUACAAACCGGAUCUCAAAGCUGUUAAAAGUAUAGAUGCUCCUCCAUUUGAUAAACCACACAGUGUUUUGUCCUUACAAUGGAUCUCCAAUUAUCAAUUUGUGGGAGUUUUUAAGACAUGUCAAGAAUUAGAUCCAGAAUGUAGUGUGGUUGUAAUUGAUUCACCAAAAACUGGAAACCCAGUAUUCACAAAUUUUUAUGAUAUUUGUUAUAGCAAUGGCGAAGCAAGGCCACCACAGUUUUAUUUAAUAGCUGAGCAGCAAUGGAAUAUUUUAUUAGUUGGAUCUGCAAAUAGUAUGGAAAUUGGAGUUUUAUCCAGUACUGGAGAAAUAUGGACACAGUGCAUAUUACCUGAUUCAGCAAGAGCUGAGCUACCUCUGGAUAAAAACCAAGAUGAGACUUUUCCUGUAGGCAUGACUGUAGAUAAUAGCUCAGUAAAACCUGUACUUUGGGGAGAGUCGUAUAUACAACCUUGUCCUAGUCUGCUUUUACUUUCUACUGAGGGAGUUUUAUGCUGUUUCCGAAUAAUAAAUUUAAAGGACAAUGUUCCUAAUAUUAAUUCUCCUCCAGAAAAAAUUAAUGAUAUGAGUGGUGUAAAAUAUUUUGUAGCACAACCUUCGGAAGCCACACAAGUUUUCACUGCUCAACAAAGUUCUCAGGUAGAUAAGACACCUACAAAUCUGCAUAACCAAGCCAAUUCGACCCCCACUAGCAGUAUGUUUUCAGCGGCACAUUCUAACUCGCCUAGCAUGUUUCCAUUAGCUAAUUCAACGUUGGUUGCAACACCUCCAGGAACACAAAGACCUACAACGCCAUUGUCAAUUUUUAAGGCUCCAACGCCUAAGGCAACUCUUCCUCCGCAACCAACAGUUCUGUUUGGCGGUCAAGUUUCCAUCACACCAGUAAAAAAAAAGGAAGAAACACUGCAAACUCCAACAGCUUCAAUUGGGAACAUGCUUCUAUCUGGUAUAAAUAAUAAAGGCAUCGAAGAAAAGAAAGAAAACAGAUUGCCAUUUGAAACAGGACCAGCAGAAGCUAUCUCAUUUACAAAUUUUUCGGCUGGACCUGCAUCAGCAGAAACUAAGAGUAAUACAUUAGGUAAAACUAAAAAUGCAGAAGAACAAUCUUCAACAGGUUCAACAUUGAAAAACCUACUAUCUGGAAAUAGCUUGAUGAAAACAAGCAACAACCCCAUUACAAGUUCUUUACCACCUUCUUCAUUUGGAAGAACUCAGGUGCCAAUAGGUAUCCCUCCAGUUACAUCUUCACAAAAUGUUUCAGUUGGAGCACAAAAAUUGGGCGAAAAACCAAAUGUUCCUUCGUCAGUGUCUAAUGCAAGUCAAUCUCAGAACUAUAAUAAAGUGCAGAGAAAUUUGAAAGAAGAGGAAAAUUCAGAUAUAAAAAAUAUGAUGACAAAGAUACUCCAGAUGGAAUGCGCUGCUUUAGAUAAAGAAAUUCGAGAGUUGAUCAUACAAGGUCAGCAUCUAAGGAUCAAUUUGGACUCAAAAGAAAUGGACAAAAUUGUACAUCUCACUGAGAGUAUUAGCGAAUUUUUGAAGGAGUUAGUUGAGACAUGUGAAAUUCAAACUUCUGAGGUUCACAUUUUGAAGCAGAAUACUAUCCAAUCAUGGGCUUGGCUAGAAGAAGCGAGAUCAAGAUACAAAGAAUCCAAAGAUGAGGAACUCAAAAAUGUUCUCAAAUCAAAACCAUUAGAUUCUGUUUCAGAGAAGCAUUUGAGUACUUUGAAACAAAUGCAAUACUAUUUGAAUUCUCAGUUGACACAAUCACAUAAGGCGCUUGACGAGCAAUGGGACAAAUUUCAAGAUUAUUGCCGUAAAACUAGCAGAGUCCAAUUACCGACAAUGGAAGCGAUUUUCCAGACAAUGGUGAAACAGAAUGCUGUUCUCCAAAAACACAAUUAUAUACUGAAGGAUAUUACCAGUCAAAUAAAAGGAAAACAGAAAGCUUCAAACCAUGCUGCACUUUUUAACCCUUCUGAUAAAAAUGAUAACUUGGAAAGUUGUUUUAGAAAUCUCAAACUAGAACCAGAAAGUAUAUACCAUAUAUAUUAUCAGAAAAUACUCAAUAGGGUGAAGUCGCUGCCUACAGAUAAAACUAAUCAAUUGAGAAGAAUACUCCACAAUAGGGAAGUGCCCCAUGUAACAGUUAAAUCUCAUUUGUCCACGUCAGUUUCGAAUUUGAGUUCAAGGUUGAAUCAACAAAUAGAUAUCUCAGUUAGAACUCCAAAUAGAAAAAAAGCUGAAAAAUCGGAAUUUUUCCAAUCUUCGCCACUGAAUGUAUCAUCUGAACCCCUACCACAAAUUUCGAGUACACCAAUGACUCAAUUUUCUUCCAUGAAUAAUAUCAACUCUAAUGAAAAACCAGAACUAUCAUUUAGACUUUUAACCGAAUCACAAAAAUCACUACCAAUUUCGAAAACCAACAAAGAAAACGUUUCCGUAGAAAAGCCUAUAACUUCUGCCAAUCCUACAUUUUCGGUGGAUAAACAAUCUCCGUUUUCGAAUCAGAAUUCUUUGUUUAAAACGCCGACAAUGAACAUGAAUGUUAGUGUCUCCUCAAACUCAUCAGUUAACCAAGAACCUAAUCAAAACGUAUUCAGAAGCAACAUAAAUUCAACUGCGAGUUUUCCAUUUUCCAAUUCACUCGAAACAUCUACUUCUAAAACUUCGAACAAACCAUCUCCAUUAAUUUCGAGUACAUCAUCUUUCAAUUCCAAUGUGAUAUCUGCAACUUCUCAAAAUAGCAAAACGUCCAAUAUUUUUGGACAACCAUCAAAUUCGUCAUCAACUUUCCAAGGUGGUGGUCCUUCACUAAAUUUAUUUUCUUUCGCACCUUCUUCGACUCCUUCGAAUCAGUUUAUCAAUUCAGCCAAUGUAACAUCUCCAUCCGCAGUUAUUGCAGGCAUAAGCAGUCACAGUACAAAAUUGUUACCAACAACAGUUUCAAAUAAUGAUGGAUCUAUACCUCAUACGACGGCUGCUUCUUCUACAUUCUCAUUUAUGAGAACCAAAUCAAACACAAUUUCAACAACAGACAAUACGAGUAGUUCUGCUAUUACUAAUAAUGACUCCGUUGCUUCAACGCAAAACUUGUUCUCAAAAAAUACAGGUUUAUCUGCAUUUGCUUCUGAUGUGAAAACUGAGGCGGCACUUCCAAGUGAAGCUACUUCUGCGUUUGGUUUUCUCAACAAAAAUAUUGGAGUAGUUCCCAAAUGCAUUUCAUUUGGAACUGGCAGUGAAACAACAUCAACAGCUGCAGCAACGUCUAUAUUUGGUUCUGGUACUAAUAAAAGUGGAGAUUCAGCCAACUCUAAAUUCUCAUUUGUCAACACAGAAACAAAAACUAGCCUUCCUUCAGCAUUCUCCGUUUCAUCAAUAGUUGGUACAUCUUCUACAAGUGGUUCUGCAGUUCCUACAACUAAUACAUCAAUAAUACAAUCUGCUAAGACAAGCGGGGAAAGUAGGUUACCUCAAACAACAUUGUCCCAUUUUGGUAAUGUCGAACCAAGUCCUGAAUCUGCCCACACACCUGCAACGUCCAUAUUCAGUUCAUCGUCAAAUAAAGAACAGCCUUCAACAAGUUCAUCUUUAUUCCCCACCAAUAGUGGAUCUCCUUUUGCUGUCCAAAGUGGAUUUUCAUUUGGCAACAGUGGUGGAUCUUUAUUUGGCACUCCUACAAGUAAUGAACCAACAUCAUCCAUCAUUAACAAAAAUUCAACAUCAAUAUUUGGAUCUAUUACAACUGUAAGUUCAGUGACGACUACCACCACAUCAAUAAGCAGUCCUUCAAUCACAACUAAAGGACCAGUUACUGAUCCACUUAGUACACCGUUAUCAAGCUCUAAAUCAGGAUCAGCUACUACCAAAUCACUAUUCAGUUCAGAACAAAACAUUGGACAGGUGCCAUCGGCAACAACUGGAAAUAGUGGAAGUUAUGAUUCGGUACAAACUGCUUCCAAUCCCUUAUUCAAUACUCCAUCGUCAAGUCAUGGAGUAAUGCCAGUAUCUACUCAUUCUAUAUUUGGAAAUGGAAUGGUACAAACAACACCAAAAUCAAUAUUUGGUGCAUCUAAAUCAAGUGAUUCAGGUGUAUCUACAAGUAGUGCAUCUAUAUUUGGUGCUUCUGUCACAAAUGAUGGAGCAUUACCAUUAACCAAAUCUAUAUUCAGGAAUGAUCCUAAGGAAUCUGAAUCAAUAUUGAAAACUAAAACUCCUGCAAUAAGUAGUCAAUCGAAUUUUGGCUCAUCCACAGGCUCAUCCUUAUUUGCAAAUUCAUCUUUUGGUGCUUCAAAUGCUCCUAGUACAGGUUCCAUAUUUGGAAAUACUGCAUCAACAACUGAACCUUCGAAUAAUUCUGCUAAAUCACUUUUUGGAUCUUCUAGUGCUACAGUUACACAAUCACAACUCACUUCAUCUCUUUUUGGGGGGACUACAAGUUCUAAUUCAGUAUUUGGUCAAGCUAAUUCUGGAUCACCUUUCAAUACAGCAACAGCAAAUUCACCAUUUAGUAGUGCUGUAACUAAUGAGGAAUCUCCUUUUGGAGCAAAACCAGGUUCCUCUAAUUCUCUAUUUGGAAGUGUGGCCCCAUCUGUAUGUUCACCAUUUGGUAGUACACCAACUUUUGGUGCACAAUCAUCUCCAUUCGGUCAAGUUUCUACAGCAUCCAAUGCUUUCGGUUCGAAUGUCACCAACUCUACAUUUGUUACUUCAACUGAAAAUUCAUCAUCACCCUUUGUUCAAAACUCAGCCGUCGGAACUCAGUCAGCAGGAAUGUUUGGAACAUUUGGUACAUCCAGCGAGAAUAAUAAUGCAAAGGGAUCAUUUGGAUUUGGAAGUCUUACUAUGGGUUCUGACCAACCAAAUUCAUUUGCAAAAACCAACGAAACUAAAUCUCCCUUCGGAGGAACAAGUUUCAAUCCUACAGCAUCUGCAGGAUCUAUCUUUGGCGCGUCGACUUUUGGAAAUAAUAAUGGCAAUAGUGUAUUUGGUAAAUCCGCCUUCGGAAACAAUGCUCCUUUUAGCAGUGCUCAGCAGAUAGGAUCAUUCAGUGGAGGUUCAGGAUCAAUAGCGCAGACGGGCUUCGGUGUUUCACAGGAUUCUCCAAAACCAUCAGCAUUUGGAGGUGCUCCAAGUUAUGGAGGAACACCUGCUUUUGGAGCCGCUCCAACAUUUGGGGGAGCACCAGCAUUUGGUAGUACAGCAUCAUUUGGUAGUCCAAGUAAAAUAUUUGGAUUACCAAAUCCAUCAUCUACUGGAACAAUUUUUGGAUCCAACAAUCAACCAUCUGGUUUUGGAGGUUUCGGCAAUCAAAACUCAUUGGGCUUCGGAAGUUUAGCACAACAGCCCAAUAAUCAAGGAGAAAAUGCAAAACAGACUUCAGGUUUUGGGAGUUUUGCCACCCAAAACACGAUUGGAUUUGGAAAUUUAGCACAACAAAAUAAUACCGGGCAAAAUGCUCCAUUUUCUGGGAACUCCUCCUUCUCAAGUUGGCGCUGAAGUGGCCUAGAAUUCCCAGAAAGUUGAAUGAACAUAAUGUAUUUUUAUGAAUAAAAAAUUGUGAAUAUUUACAAUGUUA